Messenger RNA from Phalaenopsis equestris, 1569 nucleotides. RefSeq names its product WAT1-related protein At4g08290-like. The transcript is spliced from 9 exons. Gene Ontology annotation, cellular component: plasma membrane. Gene Ontology annotation, molecular function: transmembrane transporter activity. Lineage: Eukaryota; Viridiplantae; Streptophyta; Magnoliopsida; Asparagales; Orchidaceae. The record is from RefSeq and is a predicted model, not a curated record. The coding region runs from base 1 to 1569 and encodes 522 amino acids.
AUGGCAAUGUUGUCCAAGGAAGGCAAUGGCCGUGUCAAAUUGGUGCUUAAGAAAAUGAAGCCAUAUGCGGCCAUGGUUUUCCUUCAGUUCAGUAUUGCUGUAAUGUACGUUAUUUUAAUGGCGACUCUUAAGGAAGGCAUGAACCAGUCCGUAAUGUUCGCGUAUCGUAGCCUUGUUGCUACUACUUUCAUUGCGCCAUUUGCACUCUGGUUUGAGAGGAAUGGGAGACCUAAGAUGACACUCAUCAUCUUCGUCAAGGUCGCAGCUCUAGGAAUACUUCAGCCUGUUCUGGAUCAAAACUGCUACUUAUUGGGAGCUAAGCUGACCUCAGCAGGCUUUGCUUCUGCUCUUGAAAACAUUAAUCCUGCCAUUACUUUUGUCAUAUGCCUUCUUCUAAGGAUGGAAAAAUUAAACAUUAGAAGGAAGCAGGGCCUCGUCAAGGUCAUUGGCGCCAUCUUGGGUGUAAUUGGUGCAAUUGUAAUGAUUUUGUACAAAGGACCUAUUGUGGAAUUUUUCUGGACAGAAGGAAGAGAGAACCAUAGCGAGGUAGCUACGGCAAAUGAUGAAGCAGGGAACAGCACUAGAUGGAUUAAGGGCACAUUGAUAAUUUUUAUUAGUUGUCUCAGCUGGUCCUCCUUCAUCAUCCUCCAAGCAAACACAUUGAAAUCAUACCCUGCACAACUAAGCCUCACAGCAAUGGUUUGUUCAUUUGGUGCGGUAAUAAACGGUGUGAUUGCUCUUGUGGUGACGCAUGGAAGUUUUCGGCCAUGGAUUUUAGGGUGGGAUUUGAGGCUUUUUGCUGUGAUCUAUUCGGGUUUGGUAGGCAAUGCGUUUUGGUACUUCAUGCUUGGGGUGGUGACGAAGGAAAAGGGUCCAGUUUUUGCAAGUGCCUUCAACCCUCUUACAAUGAUCAUGACUAAUGUCUUGAGCUCCACCUUCCUAGCAGAAAAGAUUGUCCUUGGAACGAUUAUAGGUGCAAGUAUCUUGGUGGCUGGCAUGUACUUCAUUUUAUGGGGCAAAAGCAAGGAUUUUGCGGUUGGGUUGGAGCGUGUAAAAAGUAUUGAGGAACCCAAACUACCUAAUGUGCCAGAGGCAGGUUAUAUUAUUAAGGAGAAUGCUAAUCAUUAUCUUGGAAUCUGUCUCCACUAUCAUAUUACAAAACUUGGCCUUGCUUGCAAUCAAGGUGACCCAAAAGAUAGCCAAUGCCUCAGCUUCCAGAGCAAUGCCUCAGCUUCCAGAGUUCAGCUUCCAGAGUAUCAGCAGCAAAAACAGGAGUCUGGUAAUAAGACAACAAGAAGGACCUCUCAAUCCCUUCAGUUUCAGAAUGUCAUGAAUUGGGAGGCAUUUAGAGAAGAUUCUCCAACAGCAAAAAGACAUAGAGUGAGAGAGGAAGUUAUUCCGAAUGGAUUUCCCCCAGAGACAGUUCUCACCUUGAUGAAGUUGGGAAUAAAUGUAAGCAGUAGUAGACUGGGAAACCCCUUGUUUGGAAGUGAGUUUGUCCUUCUUAGUAGUAUCCACAAGAAUGUUGUUAAUAUUUUUAAUGGUAUAGUUAUCCAGUAUGUUGUUUAA